CAGAGUCCGGACGUUGCAGAUUUCCGUCGGACAUCCAAGUUUUCCGUGCGAGUGGUUUUCCCCCAAACGUCCUCCCCCCCUCUCCGUCUUCAUCAUCCCUGCUGGAGGCGAGUAGCGGUGCUGGUGUUGUUUGCUGGUAGUCGACCUGUUUCUCGGUUUUCCCUCGUCACCUUUGAUACUUUAAAAUCGCCGGUCCUGUCAAGGGGACACUUGGCCCGCUCUCUGUGCGCAGAUCUCCAAAAAUGCGACUCUCCUUCAGCUUCAAGCUGCUGCUCGUACUUCAGCUAGUACAACUGCCGUCUCGUGUUAUUAACGCACAGGAUACUGAAGUAUCGAGUACAACAGCCACAUACGAUGCUUGGAACGCCACGGGUAGUGAAGACAGUGUUUCAGAAGAUGAAGAAACAGAAGAAGUUGAGAAAAGGCUGCUGCCACAAUCCCCAUACCUGUACCGGCCGUGCGCGAGGCCCGGCUACCCAUGCUCUGGGAGAGGGUACCCCAGGAACUUCAAUGGGUUCUUCCCCCGACCGCGCUAUCCGGGGCACAGGCCACGUGAUGGGGACCUUUACGGCGAUUCUGGCUCAGUGAGUGAAUCAGUAGUGUUCCCAUCGGAGCCUUCAGACGGAUACUGUCGAUCUCCCUUGGGUGUUACUGGCCGCUGCAUUCCAUACCAGGACUGUCGAUUCCUCUUCGAUGAUGAGUUCCUUGCACGUCGCUCCCUGUGCGGGUUCACGCGCCGUGUGUCUCUGGUCUGCUGUCCGGAGACAGGCCGUCGACCACAGCGUCCAGGACUAGGCGGCUUUCCAGGAAUUGCACAACCGAAUAAUCCUUUCCCUACAGCGCCCUUCCCACAGACACGGCCAUUCAGGAACAACGGAGGAUUCGGCAGACCUCAGUUUGGACACAACAAUGGCUUCGGGAACAAUAAUGGCUUCGGCAACGGUAAUGGUUUCGGCAACAAUAAUGGUUUCGGCAACAAUAAUGGCUUCGGCAACAAUAAUGGCUUCGGCCACACUCGGAACCCAUACGGCAAUGGAGGAUUUGGUCCAACACGCGGAUUUAAUGGCGGUGGCUUCGGAACUACCAGACCACCAUAUAACAGAGGAGGAAGACCCCACGUGAAACCAUUCCCGUCUGCAGUGACCCCAUCGCAGAGACCUGUAUCCCUGUCGAACAGACCAAGUGGGAAAUGGGGACAAAGUAAUUGUGGCAUAAGUAAUGCGCCCCUGGUGCGAAUCGUUGGCGGUCGGGAGUCUAACAUCGGUGCAUGGCCCUGGAUUGCUCUAAUCUUCAUCGAUGUCCACGGAACAGGGUCAAAGUCCCCGCUUUGUGGAGGUGCCCUCAUCACACCCAAGCAUGUCAUCACAGCUGCUCACUGCACUUUCAGCGGGAAUCGCUCUCUAGGUCCAGACGCCUUCAUCGCACGGAUGGGCGAGCAUGAUUACCUAAGCGAGGAUGAUGGAGCUAACCCCGUGGACGCUCGAGUAGCGGAAGUGCUUCGUCACCGGGACUUCAACCCCAAGACGUACCUCAACGACAUCGCGCUUCUAGUACUGAAACGGGCCGUACCUCUGGGCAACGGUAUCAACCUCAUUUGUUUACCGUACGGCCGUCUUCAGCACGAUACAUACGUUAACAAGUCGGCCAACAUCGCUGGAUGGGGAGAAUUAUAUUACGGAGGACCGUCGAGUGCUUCUCUGCAGGAGACUCGAAUCCCAGUACAAAGCUUGGACACGUGCAAAGAAUCAUUUAAGAGGACAAGCAUCACUUUCACUGACAACUAUCUCUGUGCUGGAAGUUUAGCAGGCGACAAGGAUGCAUGCCGAGGUGACUCUGGAGGACCACUGAUGCUUCUCGACAGCCAGCAGCGUUUUACAAUCAUUGGCAUCACUUCCUUCGGCCGACGCUGUGCUGAGCCUGGAUACCCCGGAGUGUAUACUAGAGUAGCCAAAUAUUUAGACUGGAUUAACCAAAGUGUUUCGGGGAGUAUCGCUAAACCAGCAAUCCUUGCGUGGUGCGUACUGGUUACAUUUGAUGUCCUCAAUAUCGCGGUUCAAGCAAGCCAAGCAGAGUGCGGAGAAAAGGGUUCAUCAAAAUACCGCAUUGUGGGAGGAGUGGAAAGCCAAGUCGGAGCUUGGCCAUGGAUGGCGCUGCUGUAUCUUCCGCUUUCAAAGGGCAAUGCUCCAGAGCCAGCCUGCGGUGGAGCGCUAAUCACACCACGGCACGUGCUCACAGCGGCACAUUGCUUGCGGGACGAGGAGAGGAAGACUCGCGACCCGACAGUCAUGAAAGUUCGUCUCGGUGAGCAUGACUUGGAAACGAACACUGAAUCGGAGCAUGCGGACUUGGAGGUGAGCCAGGUCCUGGUACACGAGGGCUACGACGAGAACCUCAUGAAACACGACCUAGGCCUCCUCGUACUUGCUCAAGACGCCCCCUUGGGCAGAGGAAUAAGCCUCGUGUGUCUUCCAAAUGACGAAGACCAGUGGGCAGAACUUUCUGGAAAGACAGCAGUCAUCGCAGGAUGGGGAGCACAAAGCGACAAAGGCAAGAUGACUAGCACUCUACAGGAAGUGAUGCUGCCUAUCCUUUCGCAAACGAAAUGCGAGGAAGCUUUAGAAGGAUUAGUCAGUGUAGAUAAAACCGUCAUUUGCGCUUCAGCCUUAGGGAAGGACUCGUGCAAGGGCGACUCUGGAGGCCCCAUGGUGCUGCCUGAUGAGAAAAGUCGGUUCACUGUUGUAGGUGUUACUGCUUUCGGAGUCCACUGCGGAGACGCAGACUUUCCUGGGGUGUAUACUCGUGUCACGGAACACAUGGACUGGAUAAAUGAGAAUAUUAGAACAACAGGACCAUAAUAUACCUUCAGCUUAACAACUGCACCUGUGGAAAUCCAGUUGUGAACUUACAGAAUUUGGUGGAUGUCGCUUGAUAUACACAGCUUUAUUUAAUGUAUUAUUUGCAGGAUGAUUUUGUUUUCCUUUUUUACCUUCUUUGAGAAAAAGUAGGCGCUGCCUGCUCAUAACUAUCCCACUUUGCUGCUGCAGAAACACAUUAUUCAUAUAGACGACCUGCACUCCUGCGUCACCGAUUACGUUUCGCCGCCGCGCAAAGCAUGCUGGUGCGCACCUAUCAACCUUAUCAGCCUUUUCGACCUAUCAGCCGACGCGUUUUUCCCGCUUCUUGCCCACCUAAAAUAUAACCUCGAACGAGUCUUAUCGUGACGUCACAUCUUUGUAAACAGAGGGUCGUCUAUACGCUUGCGCAGGCGGCAGACCCAGCUAAUAAUCAGGCUAAAGACAGCACAAUCCGAAACCGAAAUCGAAAUCUGCUGGAAGGAUGGAUGGAUGUGGCUUUGGCUUUUCUCUUCGGAACUUUGGAACGGGCGGUGCGGAAGCGAGUUACCGCCAUCUGGCGAUAAAAGACGCUUCAUAACAAUAAAGUUUAUUUAUCUCAGUA
Messenger RNA from Ornithodoros turicata, 3456 nucleotides. Its product is annotated as transmembrane protease serine 9-like. Gene Ontology annotation, biological process: proteolysis. The record is from RefSeq and is a predicted model, not a curated record. Gene Ontology annotation, molecular function: serine-type endopeptidase activity. The transcript is spliced from 16 exons. The coding region runs from base 243 to 2855 and encodes 870 amino acids. NCBI's taxonomy places the organism in Eukaryota, Metazoa, Arthropoda, Arachnida, Ixodida, Argasidae.